Messenger RNA from Echinostoma caproni, 750 nucleotides. The record is from the annotation of a GenBank genome assembly. Lineage: Eukaryota; Metazoa; Platyhelminthes; Trematoda; Plagiorchiida; Echinostomatidae.
AUGCGAGCUCAACCCAGUUCACCAUGUCUGGUACAAGUACAUACAAAUCUACCUCCGGGGAUCGAUGCUCCCACUACAGCUUAUUUACAUUUAAGUAUCAGCAUGUUCCGUGCUUGUCAGACCGGCAAACGACGGGUCGGCUCUUGUAGAAAGCCCCCAGAUGAGCUCUCGGUUCGUGUUCGAUGGUGGGGUGAGCCAACCACUGGUGAAUGCGCCGUAUUCAAUCCGAGACUAGCACACAAAGUGGGACAUAAACAACUCACAGCCACAAGGGCCAGAUACCGAAUAACUGUGCCAUUGGAGAGGUUCACUGCGUAUUUGAAAGACAUGCGUGCGCUAUACUUCGAUGUACUGGACGAUGCAUUUGCCAGAGCGAUUGGACGGGCUAGAUUGGAUCGAAUCGAUCGGUUAACUGCAAAUCAUCCUUUGGACACUCUUCUUACGGUGAUCAACGAUGUCGGAGAAAAAAUUGGGGAUCUCACGGUAGCCCUUUCAAUAGAGCCAGUGGCAGUUUUCUCAAUUUUUUCAUUCGACGGUCGUGCUGCGGUCGGUCUAGCAUCAGCCCGGGCAAACAAAGAAAAUCUGGGGGAUGAGAACGCACCGGAUUCCCGCAUCGCCGAAUCGGCCGCAAAUGCAGUUCGCGGCGAUUCUCCAAACAAACCGAAUGGAACAACAGACAGAUUACCCUUGGUCAACUCACGCGAAGAAUGUGGUGCCGCGGUGUCGAAGGUGAGUGCAUUCGGAUUAUGA